AUGCCGGGUCCCUUUGACCGCCGUUCAAUACCAGAAUACUUCGUCUCCUCCCCGCUCGUCGCUCUCCUCUAUCCACUUCAUCAGGUUCUUCUUCGUCUGCGUGGUCCACCUCGUCUCCCACCCCCAGGUACAACCCCAAUCCGCGUCGUCUGUAUCUCCGACACCCAUACCCUCGAAUGGCCCGACAUCCCAGACGGUGACCUCCUCAUUCACGCCGGUGACCUCGCAAACGAUGGCUCCGUCCGUGAAAUCCAAACAGCCGUAAACUGGCUCCGCUCUCUCCCACAUCCACACAAAAUCGUCAUCGGCGGAAACCACGAUUCCUACUUCGAUACCCGAUCACGCCUCGAAGAAGACCGCGAAGACACAACCACGAAUGGAACUGGAAAUGGCUUCGCGACCGUCUCCGCUUCAACUGCCUCGAUCCGCUCUCUAGAUGAGAUAACCGGUUCUCCCUCAAGAAUCGACUGGGGCGAUAUCCACUACCUCCAACACUCAUCCGUUACAUUGGAAUUUACGGCCCCCGAAUCUGAAGAGGUAAUGAACUCUUCUACGUCAACGCUUACCGCCACUAAUCCUCGUCAUCUUACGAUCUACGGUGCGCCACAAGUCCCAGCUAUCGCAGGUGCUACCUGGGGUCCUGAACAUGCUUUCAUGUAUCCGCCUCAUCACGAUGCCUGGUCUCGAACUGUACCCCCCGAAACAGAUAUUCUGGUCACUCAUACCCCGCCCCAAUCUCAUCUUGACCUCUCCCCAAUCUACUCGACCGGUUGUCCGAACCUCCUUGCUGAAUCAUGGCGCAUUAGACCCCUCCUUCAUAUCUUUGGACACUGUCAUUGUGGUGCGGGGUCGGAGCCGAUCUUCUGGGAUGAGGCGCAGAGAGCUUGGGAACGAUUAUGUGCUUCUCGCCGAUCACGCGCAAAACAUAAUCGCUUCGUUAUGUUAGCGGGUUUCUUGAGGGAUUUGUUUGAUCCUCGUGGUUGGAUUGAUGCGGCGCGUGUUGUGGUUUAUGGUAUGCUGGGUGUGGUUUGGGCGCAGGUUUGGGGUGGUGAGAAUAAUGGUGGUGGAUGGUUUGUUAAUGCGGCGUGUAUGUAUCAGUCUUCUGGGAAGCUGCGUAAUCCGCCGCAGGUCUUUGAGCUGUGA
This is a messenger RNA of Penicillium angulare, 1143 nucleotides long. RefSeq names its product metallophosphatase domain-containing protein. Gene Ontology annotation, molecular function: hydrolase activity. Lineage: Eukaryota; Fungi; Ascomycota; Eurotiomycetes; Eurotiales; Aspergillaceae. The coding region runs from base 1 to 1143 and encodes 380 amino acids. The transcript has a single exon. The record is from RefSeq and is a predicted model, not a curated record.